AUGGCAGAUGGUGCUAUGGCUAUGACGCUGGGCCCGACUGCUGCCGUUCUUCCACCACCACCACCACCACAUCAAGACGUCUCAAGAUAUCGCUGUCUUCGCGGGAAGAGCGUGUCAUCUCCACGCGAUUUUGACGUAUUUCAAGACGGAAAAUGCAGUUCUGACGGCGACUCAAGUUCUUCUGGGUCAGACGAGUACAGUUUUACCAGUUCUUUGAGAUCUCGUUCAAAGAGUGUUUCGACUCUCCGCAGCGUAUUUCUGAGGUCUCAGGAACCGCCGCCGCCCAUGCCGCCACUUCCAGCAAAGGUGCUGAACCCUAAGCCGAUCAAUAUUUCAGCCCAGUCUAGCCUCAAGAUUUUGGAGAACUUAAAAUCGCCCAUUUUCAGUUCAGAACACCCACAAUGGAGAUCGAUCGCCAUCAUCAAUAAAGAGGCAGCCAAUGAGGACGGCAGCAGGCAAAACCGGGAUGGCGCCGCUGCGGGUCCAGGUCCUCAAUCCCAAGACCAAGAAGACUUGGACCAGUCCGACCACCAUAAAGACCAUCGCAAGGACAAUCAAAAGGACUGGUUCCGGCUGCAAACUCCUGACAGCGCGGACGAAUCCGCGGCCGACGACAAUCCCAAGGAGGCAGACGGCGACUGCGCUGCUGUUUCGGACGUCAACAACCAUCACCGUCGAAGCAACGAGGGCGCCGCCACGGGUGACACAAGUCUUUUAGCAGAUGAGGUCGCUCGCCUUGAGGCUGAGACGGAUAGAAUUCUAGCUGAACAAAAGAAGCUGGAACUUGCGCGACUUCAAGCACAGCUCGUCACACCUCCGCCGAAACCAAAGCGCCCACUCCUUGAAAAACUCACCUUUUUCUCUCGAAGUAAACGAUCUACAGGUGCCAACAGCCAGCCUGGCACACCCAGCACAAUUGUGUCGGCCAUCUUCUCUCCAGCCUUCAGUCAAUCCAGCCGUGACAGUAGCAUCGAAGAACCACCAACACACCCACUUCCUGAAUUCAAGAUGAGUUUCAUUGAACGAGGAGGCAAGGGUAUUGUGCCGCAAACUGACGCGCCAGUGUCCGCUAGCAAUGGCGGAGAGAGACGUGUAGUUGUGCGAUGCCUUUCUUCCACAAUUAACCUGGCUGUCACAGCAGAGACUUCUCCCGUUGACAUACUGAAAACGACGGCUGAUAUGACACGACACAAUAUCAGCCCGGCAACGAGUGUCAUUGUAGAGUGUUACUUUGUUCUUGGGCUCGAGCGUCGUCUCCGUCGAUAUGAGCGCGUGCGCGACGUCAUGAACUCUUGGGACCGAGACCAACAAAAUGCCCUCCUGAUCCUGACCGGUGAUUCUGCAAAGAGCGACCAGGAUCUAGAUUUGGAAUCUGUUCCUCGCACAGACGAGCCCCCUCAAGGUUUUUCUAUGCAACUUCAUCAUUCGUCAAAGCCUGGCAAAUGGAACAAACGUUGGGUGACGCUUCUGGAUAACGGACAGAUAUAUGCAGCUAAAUCGCCCAAUUCUCAGCCAUCUGACAAGGACAGCAAUGUGCUGUGCCAUCUGACAGACUUUGACAUCUACGCCCCUAAGGAAAGUGAGAUGCGCCGCAAUCUCAAACCGCCAAAGAGGUUCUGUUAUGCCAUCAAGAGUCAGCAAAAGACGGUUGUGUUUGCCAACGGCGAGAACUUUGUGCACUUUUUCUCAACUGAUGAUUCGCUGCAAGCAGCUUCUUUUUAUGACAAAGUACAUGCUUGGCGAAGCUGGUACCUGGUCAAUCGCAUGGUUGAUCUCCAGACGAGGAGCCGAGCUCCGCAAAUUUCAUAUGACCCCAAGGCCAACAAUCCUGUGAGCCCAAAGAGGAGCACAGUGGGCAGUAGAGGUAGUACCAGCGCACGGGCUUCUAUAGUGGAAGAGGAGGUAGUUGACGAACCGCUGAUGAAUGUCAAUGCAUUUCGUAUGAGCAAAAUUGUCAUCACACCGGAAGACAUCAAGAGCAACAAGACUGCUGCUGUCAGAUCAAAGUCUGUUCAUCGAUCGGGCACGUUGAAGAAGAAUGGCGCCGCCAACCUCGAGGUCCCCAAGACUGUCAGGGAAGAGGAACCAGAGUUUGCAACUGGCGGUUUGCUUGGCAGUACCUAUGACAAGCUCAAACAAACCGACGCUGCCAGUGUGGCGUCAUCUUCCAAGACCGGUUCUGACGGCCCAUUCACCGAGGCCCCGUCUCUUCUGAAUGGCGGCAUUUCCAAAUCCUCAUCGGAUGCAUCUGAUCAAAUGAAGAGGCAGGUUGAGGAAGAGGAGAAGAACAACGAAGCUACAUCCUGGUUCCCUUCUGCUGCGGAGCACUCGGCUCGUGUUCGAAGCCAAGUCGUCCACCAACCAUCACCACCGCACCUUCGCAGACCAAUGACCGCCGAUACGGCAGGUAAUGCACCGGCCGCUCGCCGAGAGAGGCAGCCGGCACCGCUGCUCAGCUUUACAAAUGAUUUCCCCGAACCUCCACGAUUUCGUGAAGGGCCAGCAGGCGUCAGACAAGUUCCUGGCCAGCCUCUGAUUAACUUUGCGUCAGGCGGCGCAACCAGAGAGCCUCGUGACAGUGCUCCUCGACAGAACGUAUCUCGUCGGGGUCUCCCUGCCUCAAAUGCUGGUGGUUUGGCAACCUCGCCUCCUCCUCAGCACCCCCCACCACCUCCCGGACCCCGAUUUCGUAGUAAAUCGGCCGUCACACAACGACGAUAUAACCCUAACGAAGCUAAUCAUCCUCCAAUGCCGGCUAUGCCUAACAGACGUCAUCCACACCAUGCUGAACCCCGUGGCCCACCAAGAUUUCCUGCUCCGGAGCCGCUGGUGAACAGGGCCAAGUAA
Pochonia chlamydosporia 170 is the source of this 2847-nucleotide messenger RNA. RefSeq names its product ubiquitin-like protein. The coding region runs from base 1 to 2847 and encodes 948 amino acids. The transcript has 2 exons. The record is from RefSeq and is a predicted model, not a curated record. NCBI's taxonomy places the organism in Eukaryota, Fungi, Ascomycota, Sordariomycetes, Hypocreales, Clavicipitaceae.